Molecule: messenger RNA, 1527 nt
Organism: Tinamus guttatus (white-throated tinamou)
Lineage: Eukaryota; Metazoa; Chordata; Aves; Tinamiformes; Tinamidae
Gene: ZC2HC1C
Product: zinc finger C2HC-type containing 1C
Source: RefSeq, a predicted model, not a curated record
AUGGCUGAGCCGCAGCUGGCUCUGCUCCCGCCCGUGGAUUCCGCGGUGGUGGCCCCCAAGCUCCCGGGAAGGUACAAUUCCGAAGUCAUGGGCCACCAGUCCCAACUGGAACACUUGAAGAGCCCUUUUCAUCACAAACUCCUACAUGACAAAGAGGAAAGUUUAAAGGAUCUCUAUACCCCCCAAAGCCGACGCUAUUCGUAUUCUCUGUCUGCAGAAAACGAUCCACACAUCUCCAGACAGGGAGACUUCUCUUCAGCUGGACUCCACAGCAAAUACCUUACCAGCCAGGCCAAGACUCUGCCCUCUAAAUCAGUAGCCAGGCGGAGGGAAGGGGUGGACCGUUCGUAUCCCCUGAAACCAAUCUUUCACCGCAAGGCUGGGAGCGUCCCUGUGGUCAACACAGGACAGCUCGGGAGCCCCCCAUACAUGGAGGAGUCUCCAAGUAGUCAUUCUAGCUCAAAGAGCAAAGGGAAGCUGCCAGCAGGGAGGUCUCAGCUAGCAGUCCUGUCUCCUUGGGCAGUAGAAGCGAAGCAGUCAGUGUCUCCCCUAUAUAGGAGAGAGCUGGCCUACAUCCUGAGGCUGGAGGCAGAUGGACAGAAUCUGGAAGAGGAGAUCCGAAAGAAAGAGGCCAUCCUCAAAGAGAAGCUGCGGAGGACAAAGGAGGAGCUUAGGAGGAUUCAAAGAGAGAAGGAGCUAGUGGAGGCAGAGGAGAGGAGAGCCAGGGAAGCAGAGAGGACCCCGGAGAGGACCAGGCACUCUGAAGAGACCAUUUUCAGACUUGCAGUCAGGCCUGGUGAUGGGGACUUUGGUAGGGCGCAAUCUCCAGAGGUCACUAGGCUCAAGCUGGGCACCAGCCUCCAUCCCCAGGAGCUAGCUAUGGGGAGGCUCAGGAAGGAGCGUUUGGUGGCCAGCAACAGCAAGAUACGAGAGCGCAAACCUGCGGAGGAUUUAGGCUCUUGCUCAGAGCCAGUCUCAAAACAUAGCCCUUCGGCCUCUACCCUUUCUGAUCAAGAAUCUGGUGACCACCCAGCUACAGAGGUGUUAUACACGCAGGCUACCAGUGCUGUGGAGCAGGAGGAACUAGGACAGUGCAGCUUCUGUGGCCGCAAGUUUCUCUGCACCAGGCUUGAGAAGCACGCAAAUAUCUGCAGCAAGAGCCAAGGCUCCAAGAGGAAGGUGUUUGACUCCAGCAAAGCCAGAGCCAGGGGCACAGAGCUGGAACAGUAUCGGCAGUGGAAGAGCUCGGAGAGCCCUCAGGAUGAGCCCCCCAGAAAGAGCAACUGGAGGCAGAAGCACGAGUCGUUCAUCCAGACGCUGCGCCAGGCCCGCCAGGUGCAGCACGUGCUCUCCAAGGGAGGGAAGGUGUCCGAGCUGCCCCCGCUGCCUCCCGUGGAGAACCCAGACUACGUUGCUUGUCCCUACUGCAGCCGACGCUUUGCCCCCAAGGUGGCCGAGAGACACGUUCCCAAGUGCAAAACCAUCAAGAACAGGCCCCCGCCGCCGCCGCAGAGGAGGCGCUGCUGA